This is a messenger RNA of Bacillus rossius redtenbacheri, 3318 nucleotides long. It is a transcript of the gene GlcAT-I, whose product is annotated as galactosylgalactosylxylosylprotein 3-beta-glucuronosyltransferase I. Gene Ontology annotation, cellular component: Golgi membrane. Gene Ontology annotation, biological process: carbohydrate metabolic process; chondroitin sulfate proteoglycan biosynthetic process. Bases 154 to 1167 code for a protein of 337 amino acids. Gene Ontology annotation, molecular function: galactosylgalactosylxylosylprotein 3-beta-glucuronosyltransferase activity. The transcript has 7 exons. The record is from RefSeq and is a predicted model, not a curated record. NCBI's taxonomy places the organism in Eukaryota, Metazoa, Arthropoda, Insecta, Phasmatodea, Bacillidae.
AUGUGUAGGUUUUUUUUUUUAAUACUGUUGACAUAUGGUUGACAUCAUACACAUUAACCUGUAAAAUAUUUUAAUAAAAUGUAAAGUGUAGUAAUAGGAAUUUUAUUUUAAAAGUGAAAGGAAAUAGAGUAAAGCUUCUGUUUAUUUAAAGUUAUGAUAAACAACGCAGUUGGAAACAAACUAAUGUUUACUCUUGCUUCUCAAGAUAUGGGUUUUAGAAGGAAGUUGGUGGUGAUAUUUAUCACAGUAUUUGUGAUAGUAAUUUGGGUUCUCGGAAUUAGAAAUAGAGGGGCGUACCAGCUGCCCGGCCUGCAGAGCGAGGAGGAGGUGGCAUUCUUGAAGAGAAGGGUGGAGGAGCUGAGCUACGAGUGUCUGCGCUCCCAGCAGUCGGAGCCGCGCCUGCCGGUCAUCUACGCCAUCACGCCCACCUUCGCCCGCCACGUGCAGAAGGCAGAGCUCACCAGGUUGUCGCACACGCUGCGGCUGGUGCCCGGCCUGCACUGGCUGGUGGUGGAGGACGCGCCCGGCCCCUCGGCGCUGGUCUCCAAGCUGCUGCAGCGCUCCAUGGUCAACCACACGCUGCUCUACAAGCCCACGCCGCCCGCCAUGAAGCUCAGCGACAAGGAGGGACACUGGACCAAGCCGCGCGGCGUCGCGCAGCGGAACGCCGGGCUGAAGUGGCUGCGCGACAACCUGGUCCCGGGCCGGGACGCGGGGGUCGUCUACUUCGCGGACGACGACAACGCGUACAGCCUGGAGCUGUUUGAGGAGAUGCGGUGGACGCAGCGGGUGAGCGUCUGGCCCGUGGGGCUGGUGGGCGGCCUCCGGGUGGAGCGGCCGCUGGUCGACCCCCACACGAACCGCGUCACGGGCUUCAACAGCGCGUGGCACCCUGAGCGCCCCUUCCCCAUCGACAUGGCGGGCUUCGCCAUCAACGUGACGCUGCUGCUGGACACCCCUGCGGCCGUGUUCUCGUUCGAGUCGAAGCAGGGCUACCAGGAGUCGGAGAUCCUGCGCCACGUGGUGACCCGGGACCAGCUGGAGCCCCGCGCCGACCUCUGCACUAAGGUGUACGUGUGGCACACGCGCACGGAGACGCCCAAGCUCCCCGCCGAGACGGCCCUCAAGAAGCAAGGCAAGAGUUCCGAUGACGGCAUCGAGGUGUAGCUGCGAUCCUUCUCCACGUGCUACUGAUGCAGUCUUGUGGCUGUGAUAUGAGUGUGUCAUUGUUUCACUUCUGGGGUUUCGCUUCUUGAGAGUUUUAAUGUGAACAUUAGUGGUGGUGAUUUCAAUUGGAGACAGAUAGUAGAGAAAACAUUCCUUGAUUCCGUCCCUUAAAAAUUCUGCAGCAAGUGUGUGACAUUGCGUGUGUGUUUGUUUUUAAUUUUGGUUUUUAUUUUAGUCAGUUCUGUCCUGUGAUGGUAUUUGUAUUUUAGGUCAUGUUUUAAUGGAGGGACAAAAUACUCUAGAGAUUUUAUUGUGAAAUUAUUUUUACUCAUAGUCAAUUUUAUGUGUGAACAAAAGCCAAAGCACUAGAUAUAGCUACAAAAACUUGCUACUUUAAGUUGUGUGUAUGUUUUGUUAUUUAUAGACAAGAGAAGUUUGCACUACUAUACAGGUUUUUUGGUACAACUGACACUAACAUGUAUCUCCUGUUUCCAAUACUGAAUUUUUCUGAGACUGAGACACGUAAGUCGAGUGUGUUGCUGCUGUGAGAAUUUGCAUCUUUGCGAAGGACCAGAUAGGACUGCAGGAUGUAUCAAGAUGGACUCCUAAAUAAUAUAUAGCUUUGUCAUUUAGCGAAGUGUGUUGCUCAAGAGUGCCAUGGUGGGAAUUAUAACAGUAAAUAGAGAUCUUUAUUACGAGGCAUUCACAAAGUAAAAUCUGUUUGUUUAUUAAAAGAAAUGAACAUAUGAGAAAAGGUUUUUAUUGACUGUUUUAAUUUACUACAUAUCUACUUCACUUUUCCACUUAAUCACCCUUCAGUUCUAAGCACUUUCCAUAAUGCUACACCAGUUUCUUUAACCCCUUUGCGUAGAAGUUCACCACCUGAAAAUUAAACAAAGGCAGUCUUGAGUUCCUCACUGUCAGCUUGGCGACGGACCGUCACAAAGCGGCCGCGGUAACAUCUUCAAAGGCAGCCGGUCUCUCGGAUCGCCGAAGCGAGCAGGCAAGUCACGCACCAGGUAGCGCUGCUGUUCACAGUGCAGAGCCCACAAACAGGGGUAUUACGUCAGGUGACAGUUUCUCGCAUAGUCGACUUUGAAUUGCACAUCCUAGUUUUGUGAACAUUUCAUCGUACACGUCAGCUGUAAUUGUUGACCGAUAUUCCAUGAAAUAAACCAAAAUGACUUUUUUCCCCCAAAAAUGGUAGCCAUCAUUUUUCGACUCGAGUAUGGAGAUUGCUUAAACUCUUUUAAUUGAAUGGCGCCGCUGCAUUGACUGUUGUUUUGACUCUGCAUUGGUGUAGGAUAUCCACAUUUCAUCUCUCGCAACAAUGUGGGAAAACAAAUCAUCUCCAUUUUGUCAAUAGCGGUCCAAAAACACUUGUCCACUGCACAUGCUCUUUAUGCUGGUCUGUGAACCUUUUUGGUUCUCACCUUGACACAGUUAAGGAUGUACGAGCUUUUCUGUGACCAAUUCAUCAGCCAGAGCACUAAUCGUCAAUCACUUCUUAGGUUUUGGUUGUCUUGUUCAGUGAUUUCAUCACUCUGAAUACCAGGCCUGCCACUACACGUCGUCAUACUCAUUUGUGCUGCCAUUUUUAAAGUCUCAACACCACUUUAUGUUGCUCUCGUCAUCUGGGGUUGCCGGCGAGUAGCCGCGCUUCCUGGCACGCAACUCAGCUAUUCACGUCGGCGUUCCAAGAGACUGGCUGCUGUUUGCGGGACUGUCUGUGAAGAUGUUGCCACGGCUGCUUUGUGGUUCAAUGGUCUGUCGUCAAGCUGACAAUGUGGAACUCGAGAAUGUCAACUGGUUUAAUUCCCAGGCAGUGAACAUCUAUGCUGAGGGGUGAAAGAAACUGGUGCUGCAUUACGAAAAGUGCUUAAUAACUGAAUGGCGACAAUGUAGAAAAAUGAAAUGGAUACUGUACGUAGUAAAAUAAAACUGACAAUAAAAUCUUUUCUCGCGAGUUUAUUUUGUUUAAUGACCAUAAAACCCUUGCUUUAUGAAUAUGCUUUGUACAAUUAUCACAUGCAACUAUACUAUAGCAUUCAAUUUAUGAAAGAUUUCAGUCCAUGACUAAACUGUUAAGUCAGGAUUUUGUUUUUAUAUAUUUGUUGUUUUCUGUAAAUUAAAGGGUGUUGUUUACACAAA